Messenger RNA from Ruditapes philippinarum (Manila clam), 2827 nucleotides. Its product is annotated as adhesion G protein-coupled receptor L3-like. Lineage: Eukaryota; Metazoa; Mollusca; Bivalvia; Venerida; Veneridae. Gene Ontology annotation, molecular function: G protein-coupled receptor activity. The record is from RefSeq and is a predicted model, not a curated record. Gene Ontology annotation, biological process: adenylate cyclase-activating G protein-coupled receptor signaling pathway; cell surface receptor signaling pathway; negative regulation of angiogenesis. Gene Ontology annotation, cellular component: membrane.
UAUUGAAGACAAAAGACCUAAGGAAUGUGGAAGCGAGCGUGACUACAGAGGAACAUUAUGGGAGACGACGUCGCCUGGUGUUAUAGUGACAAAACCAUGUUUGAACGGAUACCAAGGAGAAAGUUCAAGAAAGUGCACACUUCAGGGACAAUGGAUGCUGCCAGUUUAUAACUGUGUAAGGGAAAGCAUCGAGGAGAUCACAAAACUGAUUGAAGGAGCUAAAGAAAAUCCAUCAGAGACUGUAGUAAACACUGUUUUGUCUAACUUGACACAAGCCACGGAUACUGACGUAGACGACGCUCUAUAUGACGGAGAACUUAAACUAAUAACGGAAACGUUAGAAAAUAUAGUUGUUUUAAGCGACAAUAUUACUGUUAACGAUGGCCAGAUACAGAACUUUAUAAAGACUGCGAGUAAUAUUGUUGACAAGAAAAAUGUUAAUUCUUGGAGAGCAGUUAACCAACAGACGGCGGAGGGUGCAAAUUUUAGGCCAGCUGAUGUACUUAGGGCAGUUGACGGAUACAGUAAAGUUGUUGCCAACUCCACAAGAAAUGACACAGUGAUAAAACAGUCAAAUAUAUUAUUUCGAGUUACAAACAACAACAAAGAAAAUAUAAUGUUCCCAACGCCAAGACUUGCUACUGAGCUUCAAACAUUGUCUUUUUAUUUUCUGUCAAAUGUUUCUCUUGAUGGCGUGAAGAAAUACUCAUCGAUAUUUUAUAAGAAUUUGACAGAGAUUUUACCAACAUCUUCAGUGGGGAACAACAGCGAUCUAGAGAUAAAUGGUGCAGUUCUAUCACUGACACUUAUACCAUCUAAAGAAGAUCUGGAGACACCAAUAGAGCUUAGUUUCCAGCAUUUUAAUACUUUCUAUAGAUAUCCUGUGUGUAGCUUUUGGAACUUUGACAGUAAUGGUUGGGACAGUGACGGAUGUACUAUGGUUUCCACCAAUAAUGAAGUAACAAAUUGCACGUGCAGUCACCUGACUAACUUCGCUAUACUAAUGAGCCCAUACAAACAGGAAGUAUCAAAACCGUUGAACAUAAUCAGUACAGUUGGUUGUGGAAUUUCAUUGUUUGGUCUAGUGUUGACCAUUGUAGCGCAUGUUACGUUUUGGAGACAUGUAAAAUCAGAGCGAGCACUUCUGGUUGUUUGCCUGUCGGCUGCUCUUAUAAUAUUCUAUGCCAUAUUUAUUGUCGGAGUUGAGAAAACAGAAAAUAAGGACGUUUGUACGGUGGUUGCGGUGUCACUACAUUUCUGCUUGCUUGUCGUGUUUUUCAUGAUGCUCGCUGCAUCUGUACAUAUAGCUAUAAGUAUUUUGUACGUUUUCAGAACAAAGGUGAGAUCUGUCAAAUGGCUAAUUCCCUUAGCAAUAGGCGUUCCUCUUCUUAUCGUGGCCAUUUCUGCGUCAAUAACAAAGAUGGAUGGCUAUGGAACAGAAGAUUACUGCUGGCUGUCCUCGGACAAUGGUCUGGUUUGGGCAUUCAUAGGACCAGCAAUACUUGUUAUAUGUGUAAACGUCAUCUUGCUGGUUCUGAUUCUUAAGACAAUGCACUCAACAAAGAUGAUGACACAGAAAUCGGGAUCAAAUAAAAUGAAGGCAACAGUUAAAUGUUUGUGCGUUUUGCUGCCUGUAAUGGGUGUAACAUGGGUGACAGGCCUCUUCUACGUUAAUGAAGAUACCAACUGGAUUCAAUAUUUGUUUGCCACAGUCAAUAGUUUACAGGGUCUUGUUAUAUUUGUAUUCCACUGUGUACUCAACAAACAGAUCCAGCGUGCAUUUAUAUUAGCAAAGAGAAAAUAUUCUGUAGGAACAUCAGAAUCAAGGCUUGCAAAUGAAUUAAAGAAGAUGAAGUCACGAGAAUCCUUCGAUAAAGUAGAAACAUGAUAAUCCUUUAAAGAGACAACGUGAAAAUGAAAUUAACUUUCAUAUGAUUAUAUCAUAUAUCCUUAAGAACAUGCGGACCAGUUGAGCAUACAGUACAAUUAAAAGUAACCUUCAUUAUUUACUGACCGUUUGUUAUUUAAAUUUAUUUAGGCACUGGCAUGCAAAUAUGGGUAAAUUGUAUGACAAUUGGUGAUAUAGGAAGUAAACGUCGGUGCUCAGACACAUAUUCUUGCAUAUUAUAAACAAUUAAAUAAAUUAAAAGGAUAUUACCUCGAAAGUUCGUCUACUCGUGACGAUACUGCUACCACGACAUAUGUUAUGUGAGAACGAUAUUCUUUUUUAGAUUGACCAGUUUGAUUAAAAGGAUGCUGUUGUAGGGAAUAUAUUUUUUAAAGGAAGUAUGCAUUGUUUUACGAUUUUACAAGUACACCAAAGAAAUUUUGAUAGAUUGUUUGGCAAAUGAGAUUCUUAAGCUAUACAGAACUGAUAAGAAAAUACAAAAAAAAGAACUUUUUUGUGCACAUAAAUCUCAAAACAAAAUUAGAUACUUUACUUUUAGUUGGACUAAAUUAAAGAAGUGAAAAAGAAUAAACUCGUACGUUCAUUGAGGAAAGCAUAUAUUAUUCAGCAUUGAUCCACAUUUUUAUAACGAUUAAUAGUAAUCAAAGACAUAAGGAUACGACAAAGAAGAGACUGUUGUAUUUUCGUAUUUUAGUCUGGCUUCCUGAGAACCGACAGAAGAAAAUACGAAAAUAUAACUAAGUUCAGACUGUCGUAUUGUCGUGUUUUCAAAAUUGCGUCCCGCGGAGCGAAAGUAAUACAAAGUGAUGAUUUUGUCAUAUUAUCGUGUUUUCGCCUUGCAUCCCGCAGAGCAAAAAUACGAUAAAAUGUUGACUUUGCUGUAUUUGUCUCAUGUUUUUGUAUUGUAAUGUAAAAUGG